AUGAAGGUUGAGAUCGACUCGUUCUCUGGGUACAAAAUCUACCCCUCGAAGGGCAAGCUCUUCGUUCGCGGAGACAGCAAAGUCUUCCGCUUCGCCUCCUCCAAAAACGCAUCCCUCUUCCUCCAGCGCAAGAACCCCCGUAAGAUCGCAUGGACGGUCGUCUACCGCCGCAUGCACAAGAAGGGCAUCACAGAAGAAGUCGCCAAGAAGCGGUCGCGCCGCACCGUAAAGCACCAGCGAGGCAUCGUCGGCGCUGACCUCGCCGCCAUCGCCGCCAAGCGCAACCAGACCGCCGCCGUCCGCUCGCAGCAAAGGCUCUCCGCCAUCACGAAGGCUAAGUCGGAGAAGAAGGAGAAGGAGACCAAGAAGGCCAAGCCCGCUCGUGUUGCAACCGGCCCCAAAGUAUCGAAACAGCAAAUGAAGGGCGGAAAGGGUGGAAGAUAA
Pleurotus ostreatus (oyster mushroom) is the source of this 444-nucleotide messenger RNA. It is a transcript of the gene RPL24, whose product is annotated as 60S ribosomal protein L24. The transcript has 4 exons. NCBI's taxonomy places the organism in Eukaryota, Fungi, Basidiomycota, Agaricomycetes, Agaricales, Pleurotaceae. The record is from RefSeq and is a predicted model, not a curated record. The coding region runs from base 1 to 444 and encodes 147 amino acids. Gene Ontology annotation, cellular component: cytosolic large ribosomal subunit. Gene Ontology annotation, biological process: cytoplasmic translation. Gene Ontology annotation, molecular function: mRNA binding; structural constituent of ribosome.